Gasterosteus aculeatus aculeatus (three-spined stickleback) is the source of this 1009-nucleotide messenger RNA. RefSeq names its product proteasome subunit beta type-7-like. Gene Ontology annotation, molecular function: threonine-type endopeptidase activity. Lineage: Eukaryota; Metazoa; Chordata; Actinopteri; Perciformes; Gasterosteidae. Gene Ontology annotation, cellular component: proteasome core complex; cytoplasm. The record is from RefSeq and is a predicted model, not a curated record.
AAGGAGGCGACGCUCCGAACAGCGACCUCAGGCGCAUCGAGACGCGCAGAGGAGCCGCAGACCAGGAUCCACUAUGGCGCUAUCAAAUGUCCUCCACGCUCCUGCAGCGGGGUUCAACUUCGACCACGCAGCCAGGAAUGCUGAGUUAGAGGGUCUGUUUGAUGCACAGAUACCUAAACCUGUGAAAACAGGCACCACCAUAGCGGGAGUGGUGUUCAAGGAUGGAGUGGUUCUGGGAGCAGACACAAGAGCCACAUCCAGUGAAGUAGUGGCUGACAAGAUGUGCUCCAAGAUCCAUUACAUUGCUCCAAAUAUAUAUUGUUGUGGAGCAGGAACAGCAGCAGAUACAGAGAAGACCACUGAGCUCCUCUCCUCCAACCUCACCAUCUUCUCCCUGAACAGCGGGAGGAACCCUCGUGUCGUCAUGGCCGUCAACAUACUCCAGGAGAUGUUGUACAGGUAUCACGGCCAAAUUGGGGCCAGUCUUAUACUGGGAGGAGUAGAUUGCACUGGGAACCACCUGUACACGGUGGGGCCGUACGGCAGCGUGAAUACGAUGCCGUACCUUGCAAUGGGCUCUGGGGAUCUGGCUGCUCUGGGGAUUCUAGAGGACGGGUACAAACCCGACCUGGAGCUGGACAAGGCGAAGGAGCUGGUGCGUGCCGCCAUCCACGCGGGAGUCAUGAAUGACCUCGCCUCAGGCAACAACAUCGACAUCUGUGUCCUCACCAGAGGAGGAGUGGACCACAUCAGACCGUACCAGGUGUCACAGUACAAAGACAAAAGGAAAACAAAAUACAAAUAUGGUGCAGGCACAACAGCGGUUCUGACGGAGAAAGUAGUCCCUGUAAAGCUGGAGGUUGUAGAGGAGACUGUGCAGCGGAUGGAUACAGCCUGAUCCGCGAUGCAGUCACACCUUAUAACAACACGUUUAGCAGAAAAGUGUGAAGGCUUUUAUUGUGUUGCUUGGUCAUGCACUUAAAAAAUAAAAUGCAAGCAGUGAAAAUCA